CAGCUCUUCAAUGACUCGACCUCAGGAGCCCAACUUGGGUAUUGAAAAAGACAGAGAUCUGGAAUCUCUCUCUUUUUGAUUAAUCAUGGCGUCCCUAAAAGCAGAACCAGUAAAUCCUCUACGGCCGUAUUACCGGCCUCCCACGAUUGAGCAGCAGGCCGAGCCGGUAUCGAUACCCAGCUCGAAUCCGUUUUCUGGUGGCAACAGCUACGAUGUGGCUAGCGGCGCCAAAUACGCCUCCAAAGCGAAGCACAUGCUCAAUGAUCUCGACUACAAGGGCUUGGUUGGCGAGCCAUCGCCAUCAGUCGUCGAAAGUGCCAGAGAACUCGUUGAUGAGCUGAUAUGGAAGUAUAUGUCCGUGUUGAUUGGGCAGCCUUUCGAGGUUGCCAAGAUGAUCUUGCAGGCUCGGGAUCAAGAUGAAAAAGCUGCCUUUGCCGUGGUUGCAGAGCCCGAGGCAACGCCUGCACCUCACGUAUCAAGUCGAGCUGGCUCGGCAUUUGAUGAGGAUUCCGACGGGGACGAGCCGGCAUACUUCACGUCCAACGAUCCAACCAUACCGAAUCCCUGGAAUCAGAACCAGCCCCAGCCUGAGAAGCGACCCAGCAGUCGGCGCACAGAGUCGCCUCCUCUGCAGUCUCCAACAACACUGAAGAAAGAAUCCGUUCUUCCUGAGCACUUUCUAAAUCUUCGCCGGCCCGACGCUAUCCUCGACGUCAUCGGGCAGCUAUGGCAGCGAGAUGGCGCAUGGGGGGUAUGGAAAGGGGCGAAUGCAACCUUUCUGUACACCGUCUUACAGUCUUUGCUUGAGAACUGGUCAAGAAGCUUCCUGAGCGCCGUCUUCAAUGUGCCGGACCUGGGGGUUAAAGACAGCAUUGAGCGGGUUGUUGACAUUGCGUCCCCGUACCCUUGGGCUUCGUUACUUGUGGCUGCCGCCGCGGCUGUCACAACUAGCCUUGCUCUUGCGCCUUUGGAUCUCAUCCGCACGAGAUUGAUUUUAACCAACCCCUUCAAGGGACAGCGAAGGACGAUUGCAAGCCUUCGAGCUCUUCCAUCUUACUACUGCCCUCCCGCCAUCGUCGCUCCUACCAUCCUCCACUCACUCAUCAACCCCAUCUUCACCCUAUCCACUCCCUUGGCUUUGAAGACCAAGUUUAUGGUCACAAGCGAGCUUGCGCCCAUGACAUUCUCCGUUGCCAAGUUUGUUGCCUCUUCAGUUGGAAUACUAAUUAAGCUUCCACUGGAGACUGUUCUGCGCAGAGGUCAGCUCUCCGUGCUCUCUGAGCCUGAGUAUUUGGAAGCUCUCAACGGCGACGAGCCGGCUCUAGAGACCAUUGUGCCCAUUGGAAAAUACUACGGCGUUUUCGGUACAAUGUACCACAUCGUCACGGAAGAGGGCAAUCGGGAGAUCCCACCCAAACCCGUAGUAAGCAAGCGAGGCAAACUCAAGACCAAGAACCUCCAGCCGACAUACAAGAAGGGUCAAGGUAUGGAAGGUCUCUGGAGAGGAUGGCGAAUCGGCUGGUGGGGACUGGUUGGCCUUUGGGGAGCCAACAUGGUUGGACACGGGGGCGAUGGUGAAUUCUAGACGAAAUGAAAAUGAAACACUAUAUAGGUCGAAACGGACUGUGUAUACCAUUGAGAAUUGGAAGUCGGGAAGAAAAGGGAAAGGACGAAGGGAAAGAUAUCGAUACACAUCUUCCAAGGGCGACAGAACAAAAGGAAACUCUCCGCUUCAAACGAAUUUUAUGCUGGGACGACGACAUCAUGACCAUACCUUCAUUCAUACGCAUGCACGAAUAGCCUUGAAAACUAUCCGUUCUUUUACUAGAAAGCAGAGCAUUUGGUAGUAUAUGUUGUCUAUUUUAGGAUUUUGCUCUGUAUUGCUGAUAUAGCGUAGAAUGAGUGCAAAUACAAAUACAAUUACACUUACAAGC
This is a messenger RNA of Trichoderma asperellum CBS 433.97, 1934 nucleotides long. RefSeq lists its product as uncharacterized. Gene Ontology annotation, biological process: mitochondrial fusion; mitochondrial coenzyme A transmembrane transport. Gene Ontology annotation, molecular function: coenzyme A transmembrane transporter activity. Gene Ontology annotation, cellular component: mitochondrial inner membrane. Lineage: Eukaryota; Fungi; Ascomycota; Sordariomycetes; Hypocreales; Hypocreaceae. The record is from RefSeq and is a predicted model, not a curated record.